AUGACAAACCAACCGGUGAGUAUAGAAGCGAACAGUGUAAGUAACGCUUACAUUGACUACAGUAUCCAACUGAAUCGCUGGUCUCUAAAACCGAUCGGUGCUUGGCCAUACUUCUCCACAACCACAACGUACGAAAAAAUUGUCUCCGUAAUUCUGAUCGUCCUUUGCUACGCUAUUUUACUGUUCAGCAUAAUCCCCUGUGUGGCCCACUUAAUCUUCGUAGAUGAUAUCUUGUACAGUAAAAUAAGGGUGUUCGGUACUAUGGGUCACUGGUUGAUCGGUGGGAUCAGUUACACGAAUCUACUGUUUCAAGGUAGACGCAUAGGUGACUGCGUGGAACACAUGGAAGCCGAUUGGCGAAUAGUGACGAAAGACAGCGAGCAACAAGUAAUGUUGAAACGCGCCAAGUUUGGCCGAUACGUGUCCAUCAUAUGCGCGAUCUUCGUGCACAGUGGCGCGAUGUCGUACUGUAUAGUAAGCGCGUCCAAUACGCAAACCAUUGAUAUCGGUAACGAGACGAGAACGUUCCGUACGUUGCCUCUCAGUGUUUACAACAAGAUGAUCCCAGUGGAAACGAGCCCAGCCAACGAAAUAGUUAUCGUGAUGCAGUUUCUGUCAGCAUUCAUCUCCGACUCCGGCGGCAUUGGAUUCUACGUCCUCGCGAGCGUUUUAGCCGCCCACGCUUGCGGCCAAUUGGACGUGCUGGCGAUCUGGAUCAACGACUACGUGAACGAGUCUCGUGACAAAAAUGAAGACGGUUCCUUUAGAAGAAUCGAGAUGAUCGUGCAACAUCACCUGAGAAUAUUGGAUUUUAUAGCACGUAUAGAAGAAAUAAUGAGCUGGGUAUGCAUGACGGAGUUGUUUAGAUGCAUAUUGGCCAUAUGCAUGGUUGGGUAUUUUAUUAUUAUGGAGUGGUCCGAGCACGAUGUUCGAAAUCUCGCUACGUAUUUUAUAGUAUUUAUAUCAGUGACCUUCAACACAUUUGUAUUGUGUUAUAUCGGUGAACUGCUAACAGAACAGUGUCUGAAAGUCGGUGAGAUAGUUUAUAUGACAAACUGGUAUUACUUGCCCGUAAAAAAAAUCCUCGACUUGAUUUUGAUCAUCGUACGAUCGAGUAUGGUCAUUGAACUGACUGCGGGGAAGAUAAUUCAAAUGUCUAUUUACACGUUUGGUGAUGUGAUGAGAUUGGCCUUCGCUUACCUCAAUAUAUUGGUUCAAAUUACGUGA
This is a messenger RNA of Frieseomelitta varia, 1227 nucleotides long. RefSeq lists its product as uncharacterized. Gene Ontology annotation, cellular component: plasma membrane. The transcript has 5 exons. Gene Ontology annotation, molecular function: odorant binding; olfactory receptor activity. NCBI's taxonomy places the organism in Eukaryota, Metazoa, Arthropoda, Insecta, Hymenoptera, Apidae. The coding region runs from base 1 to 1227 and encodes 408 amino acids. The record is from RefSeq and is a predicted model, not a curated record. Gene Ontology annotation, biological process: sensory perception of smell; detection of chemical stimulus involved in sensory perception of smell.